Molecule: messenger RNA, 712 nt
Organism: Nestor notabilis (Kea)
Lineage: Eukaryota; Metazoa; Chordata; Aves; Psittaciformes; Psittacidae
Product: E3 ubiquitin-protein ligase RFWD2-like
Exons: 6
Biological process (GO): proteasome-mediated ubiquitin-dependent protein catabolic process
Molecular function (GO): protein binding; ubiquitin protein ligase activity
Source: RefSeq, a predicted model, not a curated record
CUGUAUCAGCUGGAGUAGUUAUCACAAAAACCUGCUAGCCAGCAGCGACUAUGAAGGCACCGUCAUCCUUUGGGAUGGAUUCACAGGACAAAGAUCCAAGGUCUACCAGGAGCAUGAGAAAAGGUGCUGGAGUGUUGACUUUAACUUGAUGGACCCAAAGCUAUUGGCUUCAGGCUCUGAUGAUGCCAAAGUGAAGCUGUGGUCUACCAACUUGGACAACUCGGUAGCAAGCAUUGAGGCCAAGGCUAACGUGUGUUGUGUCAAAUUCAGCCCCUCUUCUAGGUAUCACCUAGCUUUUGGCUGCGCAGAUCACUGCGUUCACUACUAUGAUCUCCGUAACACUAAGCAGCCAAUCAUGGUGUUCAAAGGGCAUCGCAAGGCAGUCUCCUAUGCAAAAUUUGUGAGUGGGGAAGAAAUUGUCUCUGCGUCAACAGACAGUCAACUGAAGCUCUGGAACGUAGGGAAACCUCACUGCUUGCGCUCCUUCAAGGGUCACAUCAACGAGAAGAAUUUUGUAGGGCUUGCAUCCAAUGGAGACUACAUUGCCUGUGGAAGUGAAAAUAAUUCUCUCUACCUAUACUAUAAAGGCCUCUCAAAGACACUGCUGACAUUCAAGUUUGAUACAGUCAAAAGUGUCCUGGACAAGGACCGGAAAGAAGAUGACACAAAUGAGUUUGUGAGUGCUGUAUGCUGGAGGGCACUACCAGAUGGG